Molecule: messenger RNA, 747 nt
Organism: Sporothrix brasiliensis 5110
Lineage: Eukaryota; Fungi; Ascomycota; Sordariomycetes; Ophiostomatales; Ophiostomataceae
Exons: 2
Coding region: 1-747 (248 amino acids)
Source: RefSeq, a predicted model, not a curated record
AUGUCAGACGACUACAGCAGCACAUUCAGAUACAGCGGUGGGUUUGAUCCCACCUUUGACGGCGCCUCCUACAGAAGAAUGCACCGCGAGCUGUAUCCCGGAAGGCGGUGGAGCUCUCCAGUGAAAGACCUUUACGACAAUUACUCAAGCAUGACACCAGAUGUCAACGCAAAGAGAGCGAGAUACGACACGAUGGCAUCCGAAUAUGGCGGGAUAAGCCGGCCGGGGAGACGGACCGAGCUUAUCGACGUCUCGAAUGUGAACAGAGACGGUCAUACGGCUCUCGUUGGGCCAGCAAGAGACUGCGCAACGACAUACCUGGAUUACGCGCGAGGCCGACACAGGUUCUUGGACAAGGAACCGUAUGCAUAUCAGACCCUCGGGGGGCGCUUCGAGCACGAGAGAUAUGCGAGAGACAACUACGCCCUUGCCGGAGCUUUCAGAGAUCGACUGUGGCUCCACGAGCAUGAGGCCGUUGACCAUGCCCCAACCUCCUCUCGUCUUCGCAGUCCAAGCCGCGGCCGUACGUCUCUGGUAUCCACACUCGACGAUCUGCCAGCGACUGGCUACGCAGGCCCGUCUCGCGCCAGCAGAUCCCGUGGCCGCUCUGCAGUACGUCUCGACGAUGUCGAUUUGCGCCUCCGUGACCUGAGCCGCGGACGGACUUUGUCAACUUUCGACGGCGAUCGUCGCCGUAGUUUGAGCCGCCCCGAUCUUUACCGCCGCAGCUCCCGUCACUUCGACUAG